Urocitellus parryii (Arctic ground squirrel) is the source of this 1500-nucleotide messenger RNA. RefSeq names its product solute carrier family 46 member 2 (gene Slc46a2). Lineage: Eukaryota; Metazoa; Chordata; Mammalia; Rodentia; Sciuridae. Gene Ontology annotation, biological process: transmembrane transport. The record is from RefSeq and is a predicted model, not a curated record. Gene Ontology annotation, molecular function: transmembrane transporter activity. Gene Ontology annotation, cellular component: membrane.
AAUCUGGCAGCAUCUCCCGGUCGCUGCAGCCAGCAAACCCCGGUGUUCUCCAUCAGAAGAGGUCCCAUGGGUCCCGAGGUCGCCUGCCCGUGGAGGUGCCACCCGCCUCACUUCCAGGUGAGGACCUGGAUCGAGCCCGUGGUAGCCUCGUCCCAGGUGGCCAGCUCCUUCUACGACGCGGGAUUACUCCUGGUGGUGAAAGCGUCCUUCGCAGCCGGGGGCUCCUCCAACCACAGCACCAGCCCGUCGCCUCAGGGGGAUCCAGAGGACCAACAGCAGAAGGCCAUCUCCAAUUUCUACAUCAUCUACAACCUCGUCGUGGGCCUGACGCCCCUGCUGUCCGCCUAUGGGCUGGGCUGGCUCAGCGACCGCUACCACCGCAAGAUCUCCAUCUGCGUGUCGCUGCUGGGCUUCCUGCUCUCCCGCCUCACACUGCUGCUCAAGGUGCUGCUGGACUGGCCGGUGGCYGUGUUGUACGCGGGUGCAGCGCUCAACGGGCUGGGCGGCGGCUUCUCCGCUUUCUGGUCCGGGGUCAUGGCGCUGGGAUCUCUGGGCUCCUCUGAAGGCCGCCGCUCCCUGCGCCUCAUUGUUAUCGACUUGGUCUUGGGCUUGGCGGGGUUCUGCGGGAGCAUGGCCUCGGGUCAUCUCUUCAAGCAGAUAAUUGGGCACUCUAGGCAGGGCCUGGUGCUGACAGCCUGUAGCGUAGGCUGUGCCACUUUUGCUCUUUUCUAUAGCCUCUUGGUGCUCAAGGUCCCUGAACCCAUAGCCAAGGCCAACAAGAAGCUCCCUGCAGUGGAUACGGAGUCUGGCAUAGUGGGCACCUACCGCACCCUGGAUCCUGAUCGGCCAGAAAAGCAAAAUGUAGUGGUGCACACUCCACCUCCUGGAAAAGGCAGACCCAAAAGAACCAUCAUUGUCCUGCUCUUUGUGGGUGCCAUCAUCUAUGACUUGGCUGUGGUGGGCACCGUGGACAUGAUGCCUCUUUUUGUGCUGAGGGAGCCUCUCAGUUGGAACCAAGUGCAGGUGGGCUAUGGUAUGGCUUCUGGGUACAUCAUCUUCAUCACCAGCUUUCUGGGCGUCCUGGUCUUCUCCCGCUGCUUCCAGGACACCACCAUGAUCAUGAUUGGGAUGGUCUCCUUCGGGUCAGGAGCCCUCCUCUUGGCCUUUGUGAAAGAGACAUACAUGUUCUAUGUUGCCCGUGCCGUCAUGCUGUUCGCCCUCAUCCCCAUCACGACCAUCCGUUCAGCCAUGUCCAAACUCAUCAAAGGCUCCUCUUACGGAAAGGUGUUCGUCAUACUGCAGCUGUCCCUGGCUCUGACCGGGGUGGUGACAUCCACCGUGUAUAACAACCUCUAUCAGCUUACCAUGGACAAGUUCCUGGGCACCUGCUUUGUUCUCUCCUCCUUCCUCUCCUUCCUGGCCAUUGUCCCGAUUGGCAUCGUGGCCUAUAAACAAGUCCCAUGGUUGCAAUAUGGAGACACGACCGAGAAAUGAAGGCAC